Messenger RNA from Closterium sp. NIES-67, 4960 nucleotides. The record is from the annotation of a GenBank genome assembly. NCBI's taxonomy places the organism in Eukaryota, Viridiplantae, Streptophyta, Zygnematophyceae, Desmidiales, Closteriaceae.
CUGCCAAUUUCAGGCGGGAAUUCGCGCAGUGUUGUUCCUGAUUCUUUUCCUUAUCAGCAGCAAUGGCGGAUAGGCUUAGCAUCAAGGAAAACCCUCGUUAGCAGUUUUUCAGCGUCGUCUCAUUGCGUUUCUAUAACGCGAGAUGUAGAUAGCUGCUACUAUUGUUAUUUAGGUGUGACUUGGCUACUUGCGUGUAUCGCGUUUCUUAGCUCUUCCGCUUCAACCGUCUUCAGCUCCCUUUUAUCUCUAACCGUUUCGCAACUUUAAUCUCCCUUAAUUCUAUUAACGGCUAGCCGUUCUUCCAUCGCCCUGACCGUCAGGCUGGCCGUUAUACGAACGGUCCGUCAUUAUGGCUGCCAAGUUAACUGCCGGCGGGAAACGCUCAUUUUCCGGCGAUAGCGUGGAAUUCACGGCGGCCGGCAGCCCGCAGCAGAAGCCGGCCAUUCCGGUUCUUUCCGCGGCUCUAGCGCCGGGAAACGCGGAGAGCCCCGCUCGUAGAGCCGCGAGAGCAAGGUCCGCUGAAACACCUGAAAAGACACCUGAUAGGACGCCUGGAGCGGACACUGGAAGACGAACGAGCAGACGAAGAGGAGAGAAGCGAACGACGCACGGGAGACGGGGAGAGACGGAUGGCGAGGAGGGGAAGGGGGAGGCGGAAAAAGGGGGGGACUGGGCGGAAGGGGCGAGCGAUGACGAGGAGGAGGAGGAGGAGGAGGAGGAGGAGGAGGAGGAGGGGUUGGGGAGUCCUGAGGCGGUGAUGGGUGUGCGGUGCUUCACGUGGAAGGUGAUGGUGUUCAAAGACGGGCGGAAGGGCCAUCAUGGGCAUUCGCAUGCACAGUCGCAUGGACGUUCGCAUGGGCACGCACGUCACAACAACAGUCAGUCCAACUCCCGCUCGCACUCGCUCUCCCCGUUCCGUCGUCACAGUCACUCUGAGAGCCGCACAGACGGCGAGAAAGGAUUAGAUGCCGGGAGAGAAAAGCAAAGAGGAGCAGCUGAGGGUGCGUCAGGAGGAGCAGCAGCAGCAGCAGCAGCAGCUGCAGCUGCAGCAACGGCGGCGGCGGCAGGUGAUGGAAGCAGUGAGGAGGGGGCGUCUGAAAACAGCAACGCGUCGUGGAUACGGCUCAUACACCCGCAUGCGGAUGGUCCCACUCCCAGCCAUCACUCGCAAGAGCUUCAGCCGUCUCACCACCUGAAUGGCGUUGCGGGAGGAGCUGCCACGCCUGGCUCGUGCCAGCAGCCCCAGCAGCCCCAGCAGCCCCAGCAGCCCCAGCAGCCCCAGAAGCCCCAGCAGCCCCAGCAGCCCCAGCAGCCCCAGAAGCCUCAGCAAUCACCUGGUGACAUGGCAGGCCGUGCAGAGGGGGGCGUUGUGAGGCACGUGGAAGAAGCAGCGGCUGGUCGGGCACUUAGUGGCGAUGCAGAGGCUGCUGUGGGCGGUGACAGACGGAGAGAUGGGGCAAGAGGACAGGAGAGAAGGGAGGAGGGAACGGAGGGGAGCGGAGGCGAGAGAGGAGAGGAAGGCGAAGGGACGAGGCAAGAGGAGAGAGGGCGGGAGAGAGCGCUGGAGGGUGCGCAACCAAGACGAGAGGGCGAGGCAGGGGUGAGUGACCUGGCUAAGGGCGGAGAGCUGGGACGAGCGCGGUCGUGCUCCCCUCUGGGGCGCGGGCGAAAGAGCGAGACUGAUGAGAGCAAGAGCCCGGGACGGACGAGAGAGAUUGACAAGUGGGUGGAGAGCUGCCUGCAGGCCGCCUUGGACCCCCUCACUGCUGCUAACGCUCCAGGAACGACAGGGGGGGGGGCAGCAGCAGCAGCAGCGGCGGCAGAAGGGAAUGGAGGCAGACCGAGAAUGGCUGCUGCGUUGCACCUCUAUGGUCUGCCGGCUACUGGCAAUGAGGAGGAUGGAGACGCAGUUGGGGAUGGCAGCGAGGAUGAUUACAAUGACCCUGACGAGUACUUCUCUGUGGCUGAGUCCCUCUCCCGCAGCAGCACCCUCCACUCGCAGCCAGCCCGCUCGCCUCGCCCCAUUCCUCCUCCUCGCUCUCCCACCCCUCUCACUCCCACUCGCACCCCCUCCCGCCCUCGCACCCCUCGCACUCCUUCCCACCCUCGCACCCCGUCUCGUCCCCACACUCCCUCCUGCUCGCAGCCCCACUUGCAGCCCCACUUGCAGCCCCACUUGCAGUUCCAUCCUCAACGCCCACAGGGCGAUCAAAUCACACGUGCUGCUGAGACGGCUGCUUCACCUGCUGUUGUGCCUGCGGCAGUGCCGGCUGCUGCGAGUGCUGCUGUUGCAGUGUCAGGAACGGGCUGUGAACCAAUAACCAUCAUUAACACAGCUGAUCCCCAGGCUACUGACACCAGUUCUGCUACUGACACAGACAUUGCUGCUGAUGUUGCCGUUAGUGCGAUUGGCACGAACAGUGCUAUUGAUACAGCCCCUAAUUCUGACCCUGGCACCAUUACUGCCACGGCCUAUGCCACUGGCAUGGCCAAUGGUACCGCAGCAGGUACUGAUACUCAGCACUCAGGAGGUGUUGGCACUGGUAACGCAUCUGCCCUUGUGUCAAGUGCUGGUGACCCCUCGCGAGCUGCGCUGCCGUUAACGGCUAAUCCCACACCGUUAGCUGACACCUCGCCAGCAGCACUCAGCACCGCGCCACCAUCCGGCACCCCGCCUCCUCUCGACCCCACAGCAGCAGCAUCCAGUCCAACAGCCACUGUGGACCCCCAACCAUCGCCCACCCACACAGCAGCCGCAGCACUUGCAGCAGCCGGAGCCAUGAGUCCCACAGCAGCCAUGGACCCGUCAGCUGCAGCAGACCCCUCACCACCCGCUGCAGCCCCCGACUCCUGCCGCCAGCAGCCCACCCAAGACGCACAAAAGCCGCUAGACCGCCCCUCUCCCGCAGCCCGCUCCGCUCUUCCGCGCCCCACCACCCCGCGCUCGCUGCCCUACCGCACGCGCAGCUCCGACUUUGGCUCCGCCAAACAGAGGGUGUCCAAGCUGCAGCUGCUCUCCUCUUCCCUGCUCUCCCCUUCCCCCGCCGACGCUGCUGCUGCUGACCCGCCUGCUCCCUCCCCUGCUGCUUCGCUUGGGGGUGCUGGUGGCGUUGCUGGUGGGGCGAGGAGUGGAGGGGGAGGCGGUGGGCCGAGGCCAGGGACGUUGAAGAAGUGGAAAUCGCUGCAGUCCAAUACAGGGACUCUGGCCAGCCUGCUGCAAGCAAUGGCGGGCACAGACUCCGACCCUCCCUCUGCCUCAGCGGACCGAGGCCGCUCCAGUGGCAGCAUGAGGGGGCUAGGCGCCGGGGCUGGGGGUGCAGCGGCAGGGGGCACACUCUUGGACCGCCCUGCUGGUGCUGGUGGGGGCGGGGGCGGAUCACUCCUGGAGCGCACGUCCGGUGCGUCUGGCAGCGGUGGCGCGCUGCUGUCCAAGCUCUUCCGCACCUCGUCCGCCAUCACGCCCAGCGAGUCGGUGAAGCGUCUGCUCAUGUGGCCCAAGGCCGGCUCGCAGCUCUUCCGCUGCUCGCCCUCCGCCCGUGCUGCCACCAACUGCUGGUCGCCUGCUGACCCCAUGUCGUUGCUUGUGCGGGGUCCCACGUAUAUGAGUGACGGGGCCAAGGUUCCGCCCUCGUCGCCUCCCCUGUACGAGCCGUGGGGUGCAGACGUCUUCCACACGUCCAGGAAGAUCCGCCACAUCGCCGACCACGUGGACCUCCCAGCCACUCUCGUGCCGCCACUGGGCAGUGAGCCACUCGUACAGAGCAGCAACGGGCUGCCACCUGUCCUCAUCAUCAACAUCCAGCUGCCCCUUCAACCGCCCCCGUCCCUGCUCUCCCUGCACCAGCGGGCGUGGGACGGGCCGGGGCUGAGUGUGGUGCUGUACUGCCGGCUAGGGGCCCACUGGCGCGGCAGUGCAGCGCCCCCCGCGCACAUGCAGCCAGUGCUGCUGCCACGUGGGGUUAAAAGAGACGAGGGGCCGCAGGCAGGGGAGCAAGAGGUGGGGAGACAGGGGGGGGGAGGAGGAGGGGAAGGGCGGGAAGGGGGAGCGGCGGACGGAGCGGACGGUUCCCGUUUAGUAGUCCCUCGAGCGGCGACGGAGGAGCCAGUGAGAGGCGCAGAGCAGAAGCAAGGAGCAGCAGGCAGGCGAGUAGAGGGCGGUGAGGCAGCAUGCAACGAGGCCGCAGGGCCGGAGGCAGAGCAACGGAGCCCGCAGGUUGAGGGCGCCAGCAUGAGCAGCAGCAGCAGGCGCACGCCGCGCAGCAGCAGUGGCCGGCGCCGGGGCAGCUGGUCAAGUGCCUCCUCCAAUGGGGGCGCGGGGGAUGACCUUCUGGGGGAGGGCCAUGCGGGGAAGGUUCGUGUGGGGAAGGAGCACGGGGGGAAGGUGGAACGGGGGUCCCGAAGGUGGGGAGCAGAGGGGGACGGGGAGGGUGAGGUGAAGAAGCUGGUUUGGGAUCGGCCGAAGCUGAUGGUGAGGCUCGGGAAUGAGGGGGAGGUGGCGCUGAGCGCGGGUGGCAAGAAGCUGGUGGAGGGGGUGAGUGGCAGGGCGGUGGUGACUCGCCCCUUCCACACCGUGCUGCAGCCCUCCUCCCAGUCUUACCUGGAGCUGGACAUAGACGCGCACGCCUUCCCCCCCGCCCACCAGAGGGCGCUGCUCUCCCUGCGCCCGCACCUGCCUGACGCCAUUCUUGACCUCGCCGUCCUACUGCAGGGUGAAUCGCCCCAGGAAUUGCCGGAGCCUGUGCUGGCAUGUGUGAGGCUGCACCAUCUGGAGCUCUCCCACUUCGGAUGCCUCAACUGACACCCAAACCAUGACCCAACCUCUGACUGCACACAUGGGUACGAAUCAUAUGAUGAUAUGUUCGGGAAGCCAGUGUAUUCUCAUAUUUAUUUUCGAGUAAGGUUUCUCGCCAUGUUGAGGCACUCACAGCAACACAGGGUUAUGUCCCACAAGGUAGUGAAG